AUGGAAAUUAUCAAGAAGCUUUCUAGCAAGACCAGAGAGGAGGAGACCAUGCAGCUGGACCUGAAUGCCAGCACCUAUGAAGAGGAGACAAUUACAGAUCACUAUGUCUUACUAAAUACCCUCGGCAAAGGGGCCUUUGCUGAGGUGAAGCUGGCCUGCCACCGCCUUACAAAUAUGAAAGUCGCAGUUAAAAUCCUUGCGAAUGGUGAGGAGCGUGACGGUAAUAAUAGGAAAGAACUCAACUUCAUGAAAGAAUUGGACCACCCGUACAUAAUAAAGCUCUUCCAAAUCAUUGACAGCAAAGACCAUACCUAUAUGGUGUUGGAGUUUGCUGCACAUGGCGAUCUAGUCACGCUCAUUGAGGAGGGUGGCCCUCUUCAGCAGAAACAGGCCCAACACAUCUUCUGCCAGAUUGUGUGUGCAGUGCACUACUGCCACGAUAAUGACAUCGCCCACAGGGACAUCAAGCUUGAUAACAUCCUGCUUGAUGGCAAAGGAAACAUCAAACUGUGUGACUUUGGCAUGGCCAUCAGAGUCAGCUCUGGGCAGAGAUGCAAGGGAUUCUGUGGCACUAUUGAAUACUGUGCUCCAGAGCUAUUUUCUGACACAGAGUAUGAUGCAAGGGCAGUUGACAUCUGGAGCAUGGCAGUGGUUUUAUAUGCAAUGGUGACAGCGAGCUUCCCAUUCAAAGCAAGAACCUAUCCAGACAUGAAGGAGGUGAUGCUGAAUCCCAUAUACUACAUUCCUUACACACUCUCUCAAAACCGUUUGCUUAUGCACCUCAUUGUGCACUUGUUCACUGUGUACCCUGAGCAGAGGCCCACAAUAUAUGACAUUAGGCAGCACCAGUGGAUCAGAGACAGGGAAGAAUUUUGGAAACUCCCAUCAUCCUCAGAGUCAUUCUGUAACAAACCAAAUCCCAGCAUUGUUCAGGCUAUGUGGGGUAUGGGCUACCAUCCCAAGGCUAUUAGUGAUUGUCUACGUGAGAAAAAAUUCAAUAACAUCAUGGCCACAUACCUAAUUUUAAACCAUGGAUCACCUCAGGACCACACUAAAUCUAUCACUAAUUCCUUGCAGGCCUGUGUGGCUGUGUCAUCAGCAGAUCCUCUCAUGUCCCUUCCUCCUAAGAGGAGAGUGAGUGAGCCUGCCCUUCCCACCCUCGCCCUGCUGGCUGAACAUCAGGGGCAUGAUGAGAAGUGUUCAAGCAAGCAGGGGAGCAGAAGUCUGAGCAUGCCUGCCACCCUGUGCUGCCUGCUGGAGGAAGAAAAUCCUCCCCACCCAGUACCCACAAGUUCUUCUGAGGUUACUCCUCUCCUGAGCAGAAGUCUGGCAGUAGGUAGCGUGGUUUGCAAUGAGUGGUCCUCAAGAAGCCCAGUAUCUGAGUGCAUUUCUUCUGCACAGUGUUUGUCCUGUGAGAAACCCCAGGAAGUGAGCACCCCAAAGAAUAGCUCAGAUGCUCAGAGUACACCCUCUGUAAGAAAGGAAAGGGAGACACCUCAGGGUAUGAGCACCACUGAAAUCCAUGUCACUCAGAGAUCUUCCCUUCAGACAACAUCCAAGAACAACUUAAAAGGUGUCCUUCCCAAAGAUGAAAGUGACAGCAAGCAGAAAGGAAAUGGUUACCACUAUAGAAGGAAUUCUGGAAUGUUGCUCCAGUUUGCAAGGUUCUUUGGGACAUCACCUUUUGUGGAAGCUCAUUUUCACCAACUGACAGAUGGUUUCUCAGAUAGACUAGAAAUUGAAAAUCUGGUCCCCAAGCACCGAAACAUCAAAACGGGGUCUAAUCCUAAAAGUGAUGGAAGAGGACAGGAGCGACUCAUCCAGACCCUGCACUUCUGGUUCCAGCCCUUCACACAAAGUCCCAGAGAUCCACAGAGUUGGACAAAGAAGAAACAGAGAUGGAAACAUGGAUUCAAACACAAAUCCCAGCAAGAGACCCACCUACAUCGCAUCAGCGGAUUUUAUCGGGCCACCUUUGGAAAUCAAGGCAGAGAAAAUGAUCUGUCCACAAAAGUCUGCAAAUAUGCAAAAGUAAACAAUAAGGAACCCAUUAGAAAACUGAACACAAAUUCAAUUACUACAGCUGACCCCCAUGCAAACACUACAAAAUUCACAUAA
Molecule: messenger RNA, 2118 nt
Organism: Microtus oregoni (creeping vole)
Lineage: Eukaryota; Metazoa; Chordata; Mammalia; Rodentia; Cricetidae
Product: putative sperm motility kinase W
Exons: 4
Coding region: 1-2118 (705 amino acids)
Biological process (GO): microtubule cytoskeleton organization; intracellular signal transduction; protein phosphorylation
Cellular component (GO): cytoplasm
Molecular function (GO): tau-protein kinase activity; protein serine/threonine kinase activity; ATP binding
Source: RefSeq, a predicted model, not a curated record